GACUCCCUGAUGACCACAGAGGGAGCAACCUAAAGCAGGACAUCACCGCCACUAUGCACCUCUAUGAAAGGUGUGACUUAAAAUGACAAUGAUGUUCAUCUGAAGAUAAGUAGUUAACAGGUACAUAGAGUGAGAUAAUGAGUUUGAUCUUCAAUACGGAUUUAAUUGUUUAUAUCCUGUACUGUCUUCGUGGUAAACACAUUGAAAUACAUGUAAGCUCCAGACGGGAGACAACUAAUCUCGUCUUGGCAAGUGGUUUUACAAUAUCACAAUGGAUAUCAAUGUCGUAAUUCUUACCGAUCCCGUUAGUAUUUUACUGUCUGAAAUACUUAAAUUGUUAAGUCCCGUCCUGCCUCCUAGUUAUGUUUUCUUUAUUUUUGUCAUUUAUUCUUCUGUUCAUGUUUUAUGUUUGUAUACUCGUCUCUCCUUUUUUUUUUAGACACGUCACUCCCUGCCCUUGUGUGUGGCCCGCCUCUAGUGAUUGUCUGCCUCGCCUUGAUUCUUUGUACCUGUUCCUCGUCAUCCUUCCAGACCUAGUGUAUUUAGCUUGUGUGUUCCUGCCUCUCGUUACCAGUUGGUCUUAGUUUCCUCCGUGUUCUAACAUUCCAGCGAUCUCCGGACGGACUCCGGACUGCUGCUCUUCAAUUUUGUCAAAGCAUUCAGAGGAUCAUUACUCUUGCAGGUUCAUACUUUGCUUGUUGAGGAAGGAUGAAACUCAUCUUUGCUCUUCUGGUCAUCCUUCCCUUGGCCUUUCCCUCAGAGGGAAGCCAAAUCUCGGUCUCUAAUGGAGGUUAUUGGGGCGGCUGGGGUGGGAUGGAGAUGUGUCCCCCGUCUUAUCGCGCUUUUGGCUUCAGUCUUAAGGUGGAGGAGAAACUAGGCUCGGGAGAUGACACUGCACUCAAUGGGAUCCGACUCCUGUGCCGUCACAGAGAAAACCGUAACCUCCAGGUAACCAUAAGUUCAUCCGAAGGAAGAUGGGGGAGUUGGACCCAUUACCAGGAUUGUGGCUAUGCAUAUCUUCUUUCCUUCGUUCUCCGUGUGGAACGUCCCAGAGGAGGACGAGUAGAUGACACCGCUGCCAACAACAUCCAGUUCAAGUGCAGCGAUGGAAGGGUUCUGUAUGGUGGUGGCCAGACCUGGGGUGACUGGGGGAAGUGGAGUGGUCUGUGCUAUAAGGGAAUCUGUGGCAUUAUGACCAGGGUGGAAGGUCCAGUGGGCAGGGAAGAUGACACUGCCCUGAAUGAUGUCCAAUUUAGAUGCUGUUAGUGAAGUAACCUGGAUGAGGAUGAUGACGUAAAAUGAAAAGCUGUACCUCAGCAGUCAACAGUAGCUUUCUGGUUUACAGAUCCACAGUAGGUGCCCUCUAUCCAUUGGCUGUCUGACUGGGUCCACAGUAAAAUGCUGUUAACUAUUGUUUCUACCAUCAUCUUCAAUUCUAUCAAUAAAGAGUCUGAAGCACUACCCA
Clupea harengus (Atlantic herring) is the source of this 1465-nucleotide messenger RNA. RefSeq names its product vitelline membrane outer layer protein 1 homolog. The record is from RefSeq and is a predicted model, not a curated record. The transcript has 4 exons. NCBI's taxonomy places the organism in Eukaryota, Metazoa, Chordata, Actinopteri, Clupeiformes, Clupeidae. Bases 709 to 1266 code for a protein of 185 amino acids.